CCGGCUGCGAAGGCACGGGAUUAUCGUCAUCGGCAGCAGCAGCAGCAGGAAGAUCAUCGGCAGCAGGAAAAUCAUCGGCAGGAGCAGCAGCAACAGGAAGAUUAUCAUCAGCAGCAGGAAGAUCAUCGGCAGGAGCAGCAGCAGCAGAAAGAUCAUCGGCAGCAGCAGGAAGAUCAUCGGCAGCAGCAGGAAAAUCAUCGGCAGGAGCAGCAGCAGCAGGAAAAUCAUCGGCAGCAGCAGGAAAAUCAUCGGCAGCAGCAGCAGGAGGAGCAGCAGCAGCAGCAGGAAGAUCAUCGGCAGCAGGAGCAGCAGCAGCAGCAGGAAGAUCAUCAGCAGCAGGAGCAGCAGCAGCAGGAAGAUGAUGGGCAUUGUCGACCCCGUGGCUCGGCGUGCCAGCCCCGUGUCACCGCGCACUCGAUGAAGGGAGGCGCUGUCGACUGCGCUCAGUGCGGAUCUACCGUGAAUGAUGUCACAGGUCGAAGGUGCGUUAUUAACUCGGUUGAACAGUUCGCGUUCAAUUGAAUGAGUAUUUAUUUUGAGGCGUCGCGUAUCGCGAAGACCGACAUGUCUGAAAUAUUACGUUGAUUUGUGAUGUUAUCGUACGGACGGCGUUGAUGUGAAGCGAGUGCAUCAGAUGGGACUGCUGCCGAUGACCAAUGCUAGCUGGGGGGAAUAUGCAGACCGAUUGAUCUAUUUUGACAUCGUGUUUACCCAGUCGCAAUACGACACAAGUGAUGGAAUGAACAACAACAACAACAGCAGCAACAACCCACAACAAUAAUAAAAGACGAAACCAACAACAACAACAAAGACAACAACACCAUCAACAACAACAAUAAUAGAAAGACGAAGGCAACAACAAAGACAACAUCAGCAACAACAUCAACAACAACAACACCAUCAACAAGAACACCAUCAUCAACAAUAUCAUCAACAACAACACCAUCAACAACACCAUCAACAACACUAUCAACAACAACACCAUCAACACCGACAACACCAUCAACAAAAACACCAUCAUCAACAACAACAACAGCAGCUGAGCGACUCUUUGACAAGCCAUUGAUCACGUGCGCUUUUUUGUUGACACCGACUGAACCUCACGUCGACAACAACCGCCGAGUUGACGCCAAAAUCGAUCGUCGGCUCUCGGAAUGUUCGGGGGACACCUUUGACGUCGACCUAACGCUGGCUGACACGUGGCGGAUUUGAAGUCAACGUCAACCAAAGUGGACAACAACAACAAUAAGCGGGCUGCGAGAGUCGCCGUUCGAUUCGAGGAGCGGUUCGAGGUGGAGCCGCGGUAGGAAAGGGCUCGAACCGCCUCCGUUGUUCGAGCAGGAGUCGAUGAGCGCGUGCGUGCAGGUGGAGAGAGGUGUGCGUAGGCCGAGUUUACUACGAAGGCGACAAAGUCAGCUGCUUGUGUGACGACGAAGGGCGUAGAGGUGGCCUUGCAUGCCGUGGUCGGGUUCCGCCGAGGUCACGACCUCCACAGCCACGUUGAGAAGUCGCUCGGCUCCACCAAAACCAAUCCGGUGACCUCACCUGUACCCCCCCCCCCCCACUUCUCUACUCGCACUGCUCCACUUUGUAAUUUCCUCGACAUCGGCCACUUUACCCUCAUUUCCUGUCACCUGGCUCUAUUCAAGCAAUGUCGUCACUCUUGGUCAACGAUUCUACUCGCUACUAGUGCCGUUUAGCGCUGUGUGUGUAUUUGGACCUCUCUUGUCCAUAUACCCAUCGGUGACGACUUCUGUCUAUUACAUUAAGAAGUGUCUGCGUCAGUACAGGUGUACAAGUCCACAUUAGUACAGCUGUAGCUGUGUGUGGAGCUAUUGUAUUAGUCCCAUCAGGUGCAAUUGCUCGGGCAGGUGCACACGUUGAUAAGAGACAGCUGCUUGAAGGCAGCACCUCGUGCUCAUCACACAUCAGGCAGGAGAGGCGUGCGACUGCAAGCUCGCUUAGGACAGGCGCGAGUGUCUGUCUUUGUGGAGGAGUAUACACGUACAGCGAGGCUUUAUUGGGGUGGACUGCACAACUUGGAGGCCAGAUGGCUCUGCAAAACAAGCCGACUUUCCCAAGGAUCCCCCUUCUCCUCGCCUCCAUCUCAUGUCUCCUCGUGGCUCCAGGAGUUGUGAGUUCCGCCAAUGGGACCUCUACCACCACCACCACCAUCGCCCCCCACAACACCUGGACAGGCAGCCAAGACCCAGGCAGUGAACAGCCCCUGUUGUUGUCCUCCUCAAGCUCGCCUUCCUUCUUUUCCUCGUCAUCGUCCUCCAAUUCCACUUCCUCCACCGCGUCCACCGAUGCCUCCUCCUCCACCGAGGACGGUCAGCUGCUGCUGAGUGCCGCUGGGACACGGGAAGAGACCCCUGGGACAACCAGAGCAGAGCUGGAGGAACGAGGAACGCCAUCCAGCACAGCAGGCGCCACCCCGACCGUGAGCCCCACGGAACACGGCGCCACCGCAAACGUCACAGCCGCCGUCACCGCUGCCGUCACCGUCACCGCCACCACCGCCCCCGGUGACAUCGCGCCCCUCACCAUCUCACCGCCACCCGGAGGAGGAGGAGGAGGAGGCGACGCCGGCGACGCGUGGAACAGCACCCGAGCAACAGCCGGCGUCUCCAGCUCCGCUGGCGGCUGGACGUUGCCGACCGUCGCCAACCAGUCGGCCGAGGUGGCGCGAGUGCCUUCCCCCACGACUCCGAUCCACGGCACGCCGGAACCAGCGCACGCGGCGACCGCGGCGGCGGCGACGGCCGUGGACUUCCCGACAGGCGUCUGUCCGCCCCACGGCCGCGAACGGCUUCGACGCGACGGUGGCCACCUCUCCGACCGGCGAGGGUUCACCCACCGGGCCGGGUGGGACAACGGCGGCGGUCGCGACGGAAUCUCCCACCACCACCGCCGGCGCCGUGCCAACCGGAGGUCCGGAAAGCGUGGACGCUGCCGGCGCGGAGCUCCCGCCGUCUCUGCCCGUUCCGCUCGCCGUGACUCGCCCCAUGCGGACGUCCCCCGCCGUGGACCACCAGGGCGUGCCGACGGUGCCCCGGCCCGGCAGCAUGGGGCCCCCCGCGACCGGGGAGUCGAGCCCCGAGUGCAACGGGACGACGCACGCCAGCGAGGAGCGGGACACCGCGACCCCCACAGAGCCACCGGCGAGCGUGUGCCACCCCAACCCGUGCCCCGUCGGGCAGCGCUGUGUUCCCGAGCCGCAGGGCGAAGAGGGGAAUUCCUCUUCCCCAGGGAAUUCCUCAGCUCUCUUCACCUGCCAAUGCCCUCCCGGGUGGCAGGGACUCAACUGCACUGACGACGUGGACGAAUGCAUCGGCGACGGGACGAACCCGUGCCCCCCGUUCAGCGCUUGCCGGAACCGGCGAGGCAGCUUCGUGUGCGAGUGCCCCGUCGGCUUCUACCAGGACUACCCGCGCGGCUGCCUCGCAGCCAAGACGUUCCUAGGAAACAUCACUUUGAAGAAUUCCGUGUUCACGGCUGAGAUGGGAGACCCUGCUUCCAGCGUGUUCGUGGAGCUGCAGGACAACAUCACGGGAGUGAUGAACGAGACGUUCAAGGGCAAGAACUUGUCCUACCAAGGCACCACUGUUCUCAGUGUCACGAACGGGAGCGUUGUCGUCUCUGUGCUGCACCUCUUCGCUUCGUCGUCGGCGGCCACGAACCGCAGCGUGAACGACGCCAUCCGCAACUACACCGGGAGCUGCGCCAACACGAGCGCCUGCGAGUUCGCGCGCGGCAACAAUUUCUCCUACAGCGAGGGUGACGUGUGCAGCCUGUCGGUGUGCGACGAGAGGAGCUCGCGCUGCGUGCACGUCGACGGCGACGUGUCGUGCGAGUGCCGCGCCGGCUUCUUCAAGCACAGCGCCAUGGACCACGUGUGCAGAGCUUGUGAAAACGGCUACAAGCUGCAUAACAAUGCAUGUGUCAAGUGCCCGUUUGGCUACUACGGCCACCAGUGUGAGGAGCGUUACCUCCUCGUCGCUGUCGUCCUGGGGGCAAUGGGCGGGGGGCUCCUCGUCAACCUCGCCAUCGCUCUCUCCAUCACCUGCUACAGAAAGCGCCGCCUGGAGGCCCAGCGAGCCCGCUACAAGGACGAGGGCUUCCAGUUGUCCCCCUACGCGGAGCUGCCCCGGAUCCCCCGUGCCCAGACGGCGUGGGGGCGCGAGACGUACGAGAUGCAGGACAGCGGCAGCACGCGCAACCUGCUGCACCCCGACGAGAGCUACAUCGCGCCGGCGUACCGGAGCUCGGUGAAGAUGGGCGAGUCGGGGCAGCCCUACUCCGUGCUGCCCCCAGGACAGUACAUGUACGGAGGGCAGCACAAUCCGUCCUAUGUCCACGACGACACUCGCCGGAGAGAUUACUUCUGAACGGCGACUUCGUUUUAAAAUCGUUUUUGUUUUGCAACCUUCCUAUGACGUGCACGAUGCGCAUGUGUGUUUGUUUUUCACUCGCCAACAUUUCAGCCAGAAGCCGCUGUUUAAUUUAUGUUGCCAGUCGUGAGCCGAAUAUUUAUUUUCGUUUCUUUUCUCUUCACCUACUACUGAAAAACGUCUUCCUCCGUGGGUAUGAGGCAGUGUAAUGAGCAACUGUGAAAAUGAAAAAAAUUCUAGAGAAGUGAACGCGUCUGUUUCUGCUUUUAAUUGUGUGAGCUCUCUCGCCUCUUAUUUUCGAGGAGAAUUGUAAGUCCUGGUUUCUGCAUGAAUUGGUCUGGGCCAGUGGAAUCUUGUUCUGGUUCAGACAGGAAUGUUCACUUGCUGAUCUUAUCCCACUCUGGUUUUUUUUGUAAACAAAGAGAGAGAAAAAUCUGACUUUUCUUUCCCGACAAGUGCAAGUUUUGGCGCUCAAAAUAGUAUUUGUAAUGUUGAUUUACGAGGAUAGAAACAUUGUGGGUUUUCCCGGUGGAUCCUAACGCGCUUGCUUUCAUGUUGCACUGCGUCAAGCGAGAUCAACUUAAGUGUUCAAAGUUUCAAAUGUUUAAGAAUUUUGUUGUUUUAUUUGUGCCACAGUAUAAGCAGAAUUGUUGACAAAUCUUGAAACAAAGUAUUUAAAAAAAAAAUUUAAAUAAUUUAAACAUCUCACCAACAAAGAUUAGCCAAAUUGUCAGAGAAGAUCAAUCGGAUCAUCUUUUUAUCUGAUUUGCUUAAGUUUUUGUUUAUGAUGUUGCCAAACUUCAGCAGAAACCACUGGUCAAUGUUUGUGGUUGCUGCCAGACUCUUUGAAACUGCCUGGUGAUGAGUGGUUUAUGUUUUCACCCCGCAUCAGCUCAUUCGCUGUCCAGACAUUCACGCGAAAUGUCUAGACAGCAUGUCCGGGUCCUGGUAUUACGAUAAUCACCCUGUAAAUAUUUCCUGCCUUGGACGUUACAGCUAUUGCUACCAAUGAAGUAUUUAUGAUUGAUUGUAUUCCUGUAAGCACGCACCGCCGUGUUCACCUCUUGGGUCCAGCAAACGUGCCCACGGAGGGGGCGGGGGGGGGGACAUUGUUCGGAUUUCAUGAGAAGACAUUCUCCAGUUCUGGGUCAUGUAUCGGGAAAAGUGUCGGAUCGAAGUGAACAAGAGAAGUCGCUCGCCUCCAUCAUCAAAACCGAUCAAUCCACUCGUGGACGAAGGCCCCUCCUAGCCCCCAUCACAUCUCACGAACUCGCAACGGAACUAUCCACCCGGUGCCUGCACGUGAACUUAUUUCAUCACUCCAUCUCCUUCGUGCAAACCCUCUUGGCUCGGAGAGAAGUGCUGUGGCUCAAAAUCGGCGUCCGUCACUGCUUGAUGAUCACUUCCGAGCUUCAAAGGGAACGUGGUGAUGUGAAAUCUUGGUGCCUGUCCGACAGCGCAUCCUGAGCUUUUGGUGGACAUACUUCAUGCCACGCCAUGCCCCCACCGCAAGGACAGUGGCACAUGAUGCGGUGCAAGAAGCAAGCUGGGGCAAGCCUGUUUGAUAAGCGAGCCUCCCAUAACUUUGAAAAUUAACGUGGGAUUGCCGUUUUUUGUUGAAGACUGAAGACAAUGCAGGACGUGUCCUUGGAAGAAAAAAAUAAUUGAAUACGCGACUUGCUGUUGUAUAUAAACAAAUAGCAGUGACGACGAUUUCACGCAAUGAAAUUAAUUCUGCAAGGUAUUUUAUCAUUGUUAUUUCGCGGAGUUUCAUUUUGCUGACUUUCAUUGCACGUGUGCUAUGAAACUCCUAGCGCCAACCACUGUUACCGCUCCCCAUGCACACAUUCAUACAGAUUUACACAUGUAAUAUCCUAAGAGCUCAGACAAAGAUUCCCCGGAUAGCCUGAACAGACUGCUGGGGCAAGUGCUGUUAGCGAGCACCUAUGAAGGCCGGCACAGCACACGAGGGGGUGGUUGGCCAACACCACGCACGGCCGCCUUUGUAUCUCCAGUGGCGAUAUUUACACACCAGGUACUCAUUUGAGGCUGAGUCGACCUAGGGGAGGCCCAGGACCGGUUCAGAUAAUCGUCACACUGGUGUUGGCCGUGAGCGGGAAUCGAACUUGGGACAGCGGGUUCGUAGCGCAGCACGCUAACUGCUGCACUAUCCUAAGAGCACAAACACACGCGCUAGUUCUACUGGUCAAUUUUCUUGAGUAGCCUCUGAAGAAGACUUACCUGUUAAGUAAAGAGAAAAUAAAUUGCUAUGAAAACGUGUAAGUAUUAUAUUUUCCUAGCCACUUUUCGCUCUCUGGUGCCGUUUAUAAUUCUUCAUGAAUCGUGUCUGUAUUGUUGGCAUAAAUGUUGGCUUGUGC
Molecule: messenger RNA, 6772 nt
Organism: Lethenteron reissneri (Far Eastern brook lamprey)
Lineage: Eukaryota; Metazoa; Chordata; Hyperoartia; Petromyzontiformes; Petromyzontidae
Product: protein HEG homolog 1-like
Molecular function (GO): calcium ion binding
Source: RefSeq, a predicted model, not a curated record